Messenger RNA from Phyllostomus discolor (pale spear-nosed bat), 1641 nucleotides. RefSeq names its product olfactory receptor 52L1-like. Gene Ontology annotation, cellular component: membrane. Gene Ontology annotation, molecular function: olfactory receptor activity; G protein-coupled receptor activity. The coding region runs from base 85 to 1074 and encodes 329 amino acids. The transcript has a single exon. Gene Ontology annotation, biological process: G protein-coupled receptor signaling pathway. The record is from RefSeq and is a predicted model, not a curated record. NCBI's taxonomy places the organism in Eukaryota, Metazoa, Chordata, Mammalia, Chiroptera, Phyllostomidae.
GUGUUGCAGUUUAAGCCUCUUUCUUUUCAUGAAGAUGGCAGCCAGGCCUGGACAAGGUGUUAAGCCAUCAGGAAUGGAAAAAUCAUGAUUUUGAUUACUUUUUUCUCAUUCUUCUCUGAGUCAUCCAUGAUGGCCCUUAGCAAUUCCAGCCGGAGUCUCCUCCAUCCUUCUUUUUUCCUAAUCGGCAUCCCUGGUUUAGAGGAAAGCCAGCACUGGAUAGCAUUGCCAAUGUGUGCCCUUUACCUCUUUGCUCUAGUGGGCAAUGUCACCAUCCUUUUUAUCAUCUGGACUGACCCAUCCUUGCACCAGCCUAUGUACCUCUUUCUGGCUAUGCUAUCUGGCAUUGACCUGGUCCUGGCCUCCUCUACGGCACCCAAAAUGCUUUCAGUGCUCCUGGUUGAUGCCCAUGAGAUUGGGUAUACUUUCUGCCUGAUCCAGAUGUUCUUCAUCCAUGCAUUCUCUUCCAUGGAGUCAGGUGUACUUGUGGCUAUGGCUCUGGAUCGCUAUGUAGCCAUAUGUCACCCUCUGCACCAUUCCACCAUCUUAUAUCCAGGGAUCAUAGGACGCAUUGGAGUGGCAGUGCUGCUGCGAGGAUUGGUCCUCCUGCUCCCCUUCCCUAUCCUACUGGGGAGACUUAUCUUCUGUCAGGCCACUGUCAUAGGUCAUGCAUAUUGUGAACAUAUGGCUGUGAUAAAACUUGCUUGCUCAGAAACCACAGUGAACCAAAUGUAUGGGUUGGCAGUGGCACUGCUUGUGGUUGGACUAGAUGUCCUUGCCAUUGGUAUUUCCUAUGCCCUCAUCCUCCAGGCAGUGCUGAAGGUACCAGGGCGUGAGGCCCGAUUAAAGGCCUUUAGCACAUGUGGGUCUCAUAUUUGUGUCAUCCUGGUCUUCUAUGUUCCUGGAAUAUUUUCCUUUCUCACUCACCGUUUUGGCCACCAUGUACCCCAUCACAUCCAUGUUCUUCUGGCUACACUCUACCUCCUUUUGCCCCCUGCACUCAAUCCAAUUGUCUAUGGUGUGAAGACUGUGCAGAUCCGCCAGCGAGUAACCAAGGUGUUGUACAUAAAAGGGUAGAUAUUAAUACAUUCCAGGUAUUGUUUCAGAAGCUCCUGAUAAAAACACUGCCAUGGCCUUCUAGGUUAUAUGGAUAGAGGCCAUCCCACAUUGAGAAGGCCUUCUAGUCCUACUAAUCUCAUGGCAAAGUAGUCAUGGGCACUUCAUUCCAUAGCCAUUUGGGAUGUACCUGGAUAGCUGGAUGUGUGAAUACUUUCCACAUUCAUUGUUUUGUUCUGAUCCCAACAUUUCCAUGCUCUUUGUGAUGGAUAAAUUUGUGGAUAGAUAAAUUGACUCUGGGUAUGCCAUUUUCUGCCUUUAUUUAAUGACUGUGCAACACCAUCCAGAAUGAGAAUGGGAAUUCCCAACCUUUGUGUGGUUUUAGUUUUGCAGUGUCCUCAAACCCUCAAAUUGCUGUGAGCUCUAAGUCACUGGAAUCCUGUGUAAUGAAUGUCUCUUUAAAAACACUAGCAAUAUCCACAAUAUGAGAAAACACCUUUCAUUGAAGUGUGGCUGUUGCUCAUUUAUUUAAAAGGAACUUAAGUGGGGCAGGUACUAGAAUAGGUUCUAGGAAUAAUAUGUUAUAAU